GCCUACAGCAACUGAACAACUAACAACAACAUAAAUUUUAAAUUUACAUUUACAUAAUAAUAUACCAACUACCAACUUACUUGAGCUUAGACUAUCGACUUUGACUACGGGACGGGGUCUGAGUGUUUCAAUUACUUAUUGAUCAAUUGAUUGACCAAUAUUUCUUCAGUAAAACUAGGUUAUGAAUAGGUUCUGGUUAGAAUAUUACAUUAAAAGUUCAGUUCUAGUUUAAUUCCUUAUUCGUUACUUGGAAUCGGAACCAAAGAAAAAGUUAUGAUCUUAGAGCCUCUAUCUUAGAGGAUAGAGGUAAUAAUAGGGUAUAUUUCUUAAAGACUUUCUCACACCAGUGAUUGAGACAGAGUGAAAAUGUUUUCCUAUGGUAAUUCUUCAAGUUACUCUCACAAGUUUAUCAAACAAGAAGAUCCCAUCUCAGAACAAGAAAAAUACAAAAGGAAAUAUAAAUUUAUGAAAAGAGCCAUUAAAGAUGUUGUUUUUGAAAAUGCAGCAUUGUGUGAUCAAGUCACAUUGAUGGAAGAAAAAAUACUCCUUGUUAAAGAAGAAAGAAACUAUCUUCUCAAGAAAUUGCAGAUGUUCAAUGGCAUCACAGAAGGUGAGCAAAACAACUUUAGUCGAAGCAGUCCAAAUGUUGACCAUUCCAUUGGCUCUGGCACUAAGAAACCACUUAACAAGAAACGUUCUUCGGAAUCUACAGACAGCAUGAAGAGUGCAAGCAAAGCAGCUAAAAAGUCACCAGCUACGAAAAGAAAAAAAGUUCUACACACAAUUCCAUUAGAUAUCACCGGGCGGCCCAAGUUCCCUAUCAAGUUAGGAGACUUGACUGUUCACAGUUUAGGAGAGGUGUUGACAGACAGACCGGAGUAUCACACAGAUGACUUGAUAUUUCCGGUUGGUUAUUGCUCCACCCGCACCUACGGCAGUCUCAAAGACCCAGAGAAACAGUGUGUGUACACAUGUACCAUACUGGACGGUGGUACUAGCCCCAGGUUUGAGAUAGUGGCUGACUCAGACCUGAAGGUUAUCGGUGGUUACUCACUGGACGAGUGUCACGCUCAGCUGUUACAAGAGAUCAACAGAGUGGUCGGGACUGAGGUAGUCAACACUAGAGGUAGGGGUGCAGACUUCUUCGGGCUCUCACAUCCGACCAUCCACCACCUCAUUCAGAGCUCUCCGGGCGUGCGCAAAUGCCAUGGCUACGUCUGGACCAAGUUUGACCUGAGCCGAGCGUCGGAAGGUUUGGUGAUUCCAGAGCAAGACGCCGCACUCAGCUACGAGGCUCUUCUGAGAACAAUCAACUUCACUCGAACACACCUCAUCAAGCAAGAGCCUGAGGACAGUUACGGGGAAAAUAACGUGACCACUUUCCAGAAUCUACUGCUCAAUUAGCUUUGGGAAUUUCAAUUGUAUUAUGAAUUUGAAAGGAAAAGCCUAAGUGGCUGGUAAAGAGUUUUCCUAAAGGGAUGAAGAUGCUUACCUGAGAAAAAUAAGAUUCCAGGGGCUGAUAGAUUUACAAAUAAAAUAUCACGUAACGUAACACUUAUAUUACGUCCUAAUGAGUGAUAAAUAAUUACUCACAAUUAUUUAAAUUCAUUAAAAUAAAUACACUCUGGUCCUAUAUUAUGACAAUAUAUCAGUGUUAUGUUUUUGUUGAUUUUUAUUUGUGUACCUUAUCUAAGUUCUAGACUAUUUACUCAGGUAAGUUAGCUAAACUCUGUCCCUUUACAAAAACACUUGUAAUAUAAGUGUAUCAAAUGGCACAUUCAACCAACAUCAUGCAAUCACUUAUUUUAGGUUGUGUUGGAAAAUCAAUGUAAUCAAAUUGUAGGACAGUAAAAAUUAGUCCAUUUGCACUCGA
This is a messenger RNA of Macrosteles quadrilineatus (aster leafhopper), 1873 nucleotides long. Its product is annotated as transforming growth factor beta regulator 1-like. Bases 367 to 1404 code for a protein of 345 amino acids. Gene Ontology annotation, cellular component: nucleus. Gene Ontology annotation, biological process: regulation of cell cycle. The record is from RefSeq and is a predicted model, not a curated record. The transcript is spliced from 7 exons. NCBI's taxonomy places the organism in Eukaryota, Metazoa, Arthropoda, Insecta, Hemiptera, Cicadellidae.